Molecule: messenger RNA, 2062 nt
Organism: Physcomitrium patens
Lineage: Eukaryota; Viridiplantae; Streptophyta; Bryopsida; Funariales; Funariaceae
Source: RefSeq, a predicted model, not a curated record
AGUCGUCGUCGUCGUAUGGCCAGGCUCGAUGCGCAAUCUCCUUCGCAAUCCCCUCUCCUCCUCGUCAUCAUCUCACCACCAUACGGACCCCGCAUUCCCCCUCCCCUGGAUUCCUUCUCCUGGCUCUGCUUCUGCGCGUGCCAUCCAUCCCCUACGUUGGCUUUGCGCAACCUCAGGUCCAGCGCCUCCAGAAUUCCAUCGCCUUUGUCCUCCGCUCUCCCUUUCUCUUUCACCUUUACGAACGUCCUCUCAGGGUGGAACAAUUCUUGUGAUUUUCUUGUAGACCGGGUAUCCUACUCUGCUAUGGCGACGGUGUGUAAUUUGACAGGGGCAGCCAAGGUUUCGGCUCCUCUGGCCCUCUCCGGAGGUCUGUCCGAGAAACGAGUCGAUUCUUCCUUGUCCGCAUGUGGGGUAUCCCUUAGAACUCAUCCUCGGGGAAAACGCUUGAACGGAUUAAGGCAUGUAUGUAAGCGUGUCCGGUGCGACGCUUCCCAUGCAGCCGAAGAGCGUGCUCAAGAGAUCGAUACGAGAGAGUUUCGCAAGGCGUUGACGAGGGGAGAGAAGUACAACAAGACUGGAUAUGGAUACAAGAAGGAGAUGCUUGAUAAAAUGAGCGUGGAGUACACCAGCAACCUCGUGAAGACGCUGAAGGAGAACAACUUCGAGUAUACUUGGGGGAAUGUGACUGUGAAGCUGGCCAACUCAUAUGGCUUCUGUUGGGGAGUGGAGAGGGCCGUGCAAAUCGCCUAUGAGGCUCGCAAGCAGUUUCCAGAGCAGAAGUUGUGGCUUACUAAUGAGAUCAUCCACAAUCCAACAGUCAAUCAGAAGAUGACUGAUAUGGGCAUAAGCGAAUUGUCAGUUACUGAGAAUGGAAAGGACUUCUCUGUCGUAGACCAAGGUGAUGUUGUUAUUCUGCCAGCAUUUGGUGCCUCGGUUCAGGAAAUGCAGAUUCUUGACGACAAAAAAGUACAAAUUGUAGACACGACCUGCCCGUGGGUGUCGAAGGUCUGGAACACAGUGGAGAAGCACAAAAAGGGCACCUACACGUCUGUAAUUCAUGGGAAAUAUGCUCACGAGGAGACUGUUGCCACUGCUUCUUUUGCUGGAAAAUACAUCAUUGCGAAGAACAUCAAAGAGGCAACCUAUAUUUGCGAUUACAUUUUGGGUGGAAAGCUAGAUGGCUCCAGUGGGACGAAAGAAGAUUUUCUUGAAAAAUUCAAGUAUGCCAUUUCCAAGGGCUUUGACCCAGAUACAGAUUUGGAGAAAGUUGGAAUUGCUAAUCAAACAACAAUGCUGAAGGGGGAGACUGAAGAAAUUGGAAAACUACUGGAGAAGACGAUGAUGCAAAAGUAUGGUGUAGAAAAUGUCACUAAUCAUUUCAUGAGCUUUAACACCAUCUGUGAUGCAACCCAGGAGAGACAAGAUGCCAUGUUCAAGCUUGUAGAAGACAAAGUGGAUUUGAUUCUGGUGGUGGGAGGUUGGAACUCCAGCAACACUUCUCAUUUACAAGAAAUUGCAGAACUCAAGGGAGUUCCCUCCUACUGGAUAGAUACAGAGGAGCGGAUGCUAUCCGGGAAAAGAAUCGCCUUCAAGCUGAACCAUGGUGAAUACGUUGAGAAGGACGACUGGCUCCCUGAGGGUCCCAUUACAGUCGGUAUCACCUCUGGUGCUUCCACUCCUGACAAGGUUGUGGAGGAUGUACUGCAGCGCCUGUUCCAAUUCAAGCGCGAAGAGGUACUUCAAUCUGUUUAAGUAAUCUGUAGGGUAGAAGCUAUGUCCGAAACUUGUUCUUGACAACUCUAGUGCUUAAUGGAGGGUACUUUCCGGACUUGUAUUCCUAGAUGAGAUUUAGAGCCUAGCUAGCAUUUCAGGAUCUGACCUGAAAAUCGCCUCAUUAUUGAACUUGAUCACCUCCAACAGAUUUGACAAUAUUUGUAAAGUACUCAUGUUAAGUUCCUCCAGAUCACUAUAACUUGAUGUUCCUUUAAGAUGCUGACAUAGCACAUAGGAAACAUGAUGUAGACUGUAAUUUUUCAAGGCAAUAAACAGACCAUGAAUCUCA